Scophthalmus maximus (turbot) is the source of this 2250-nucleotide messenger RNA. It is a transcript of the gene tagln3b, whose product is annotated as transgelin 3b. The record is from RefSeq and is a predicted model, not a curated record. The transcript has 5 exons. NCBI's taxonomy places the organism in Eukaryota, Metazoa, Chordata, Actinopteri, Pleuronectiformes, Scophthalmidae. Gene Ontology annotation, molecular function: protein binding. Bases 400 to 1137 code for a protein of 245 amino acids.
ACUGCACCAAUCACACAACCUCCUCGGCAGAGAUAUAUAAAAAGAAGAAAAUUUAAAUCAAUUUUGCAUCGAUGCCAUUGAGCGAGGGACUGAAUUAAGCAGUUAUAAUGAGAUAAAAAGGGACUUUCAUAUCAGGGGGUUAAAGUCCAGCACAGGCCUCAAAAAACAACAAAAACCAGCUGAAUGAAUUCUGAGCACCAUCAUGUGCCUUUGCCUACUGACGGUCAUUUCACGUAGUGAGCGUGCACCACACAGUGACUGCUGCCGGGAGCGGACUCUCGGGACCCCUCCUGGCGGAGCGGGCAUAUAAAACGAGCGCACGCGCUCCUCUCGGACACAGUGACACCCAGCCUGGCCCCGGAGCGGACGCGCCUGCCCUGCGUGUGCUGCGCUUCACGGAUGCUCCAGCGGCGCAGCAUCCUCCUCCUCAGCCCUGCCGAGCUCAGCGGAAUCAUCACUCAGACUGUGGUGCCGGACGGAUCUGACCGCUCUCCGCUCCCCCAGCUACUACACACCGACGUGUUUGCGAGAGCUGCCAUGGCGAACAGGGGGCCCAGCUACGGCCUGAGCCGAGAGGUGCAGGAGAAGAUCGACCAGAAGUACGACCCGGACCUGGAGCAGAGGCUGGUGGACUGGAUCGUGGCCCAGUGCGGAGGAAACCUGGAGAGGCCCCAGGCGGGCAAAGAGAACUUCCAGAAGUGGCUGAUGGACGGGACAAUCCUCUGUAGGCUCAUCAACAGCCUUUAUCCGAGGGGGAAGGAACCUGUCAAGAAGAUCCCAGAGACUCAAAUGGCCUUCAAACAAAUGGAAAAGAUCUCUCAGUUCCUGCAAGCAGCAGAAGCGUAUGGAGUGACAACCACCGACAUCUUUCAAACUGUGGACCUCUGGGAAGGAAAGGACAUGGCAGCUGUGCAAAGGACCCUCAUGGCUCUAGGGAGUGUGGCCGUCACUAAGGAGGAUGGUCAUUACAGAGGCGACCGAGACUGGUUCCACAGGAAAGCCCAGGCGUAUCGACGAGAGUUCUCCCAGGAGCAGCUGCGCCAGGGCCAGAGUCUGAUUGGCCUGCAGAUGGGUAGCAACCGCGGAGCUUCCCAAGCUGGUAUGACGGGCUACGGUAUGCACCGCCAGAUCAUGUAGACUGCUUCCUACCCAACCUGCUCCUCCGCUUCCAGACCUUUUUUUUCUACUAACACCACAAAGCGUCGUAGCCCCCAAAAACCUCCCCGUCCUUCGUAGCACCUUACCUUCUUAACCUUGAUCUCCCUGGAAUUGCUGCUUUUCCCAGACAGUGUUCAAACCACCUCCUAAAAAAAAAUGAUGUCAAAAUGCUGUAGACCUCCCUCUUCAAGCUGUCUUCCCUUAUGCCAUGUGCUAUUCUCUGCCUAGCUUUGUUGACUUUCUAUAGCCAAGUGAUAACUGAAUGUGAAGCUCAAUGUCAUUCAACAUCCCUUUAGUCUUAUAAAAAACCUGUAGAUUGAAAUGUCCUUAUACGAAACAAGCCAUCAGUGUUAUACGAAUACUGUAAGCCACUGUUACAGCAUGUUGUGUGCUAUUUAUUUAUUUGUAGGCACAUAUUCUUUUAAUUUGGAAUUUGUAUUUUUCGUUGUGUUGGCAUUUGGUCAGUUACUGUGUAGUUAUUUUUGCCUUAAACCUAAUGGAACUCAACGGCUGACGAUGUCUCUGCUGUCUUGUAUGAAGACUCGUUGCAGUAUCCUCUGUAACCAAUCCACCUCACGUUGUGCCUGGUUUUCGGGACUACGCAGACUGGGUCCUGAUGUAUUGGCCUCAAAUUAUAAACGAGUUUCAUUGCUUCUGAGCCAUGCCCUUGUUUCGUUUGUUAGAUCACAUCCAUUGUCCAUAGUGUGUCCAAGCAAGUAAAUCAAUGUGCAGUGGCCGACAUGUAUGACAGUUUCCAUUUCUUGUGCCGGGUAAACGACAUUGCUUGAAUGUGCACAUUUAUGUAUUGUCAUGUUUAUAUAUUUUAAUAUAUUUAUAUCUGGAGGCUUGUGAGAAUAAUUAUGAAAAAAUAAAGUAUGUAAACAUAUGUUCACAUAUGCUGGUGUCUGUGUAACACACAAGCUGUGUAUCUUGAUAGCUGGGAAGUCACGGGUGUGCAUGGUGUGUUAUUCAGUGUUGUGGCUUCUUUUUUCUUCUUAUCUUUACGCUCCAGCUCCUCCCCCUGUGCCCAUCCCUCGUCUCUCUCAUCACUGUACACAAUCUAAUAAAGUAGCAGCAGUGUGGCAUAAUGAA